Molecule: messenger RNA, 2640 nt
Organism: Crotalus tigris (Tiger rattlesnake)
Lineage: Eukaryota; Metazoa; Chordata; Lepidosauria; Squamata; Viperidae
Gene: SHE
Product: Src homology 2 domain containing E
Exons: 6
Coding region: 737-1975 (412 amino acids)
Molecular function (GO): phosphotyrosine residue binding
Source: RefSeq, a predicted model, not a curated record
GGCACCCCCGAAUUUAGAGGGCUCCUCCCGUCUGCUCUGCUUUGGGGAGCCCCCGAGGUGUGGGAGGGAUGGCCUGAUCGCCCCCCCUCUUUUUGCCCUUUCCACCAGGGGGGGAAAAAGCCCCCCCGCAUCCAAAUCAGGGACUCACCCAGCAAAACUGGCUUGGAAAAACGGGGUGCGAUUUAUAGCUAGCCCCCUGCUCUGCACCCUGAGAUCUCUCUCUUUUUUCAGUUCCCCCUAUUUUUAAAUGAUAAACUGCGCCCCCAUUUUUUGCUGGUUACUGUUUUUUUUUUUCCUAUUGCAGCUUCCAGUUGCCCAAAACUCCUGGAAAAUCCAGCAAAUUAUUUUCUAUUUGCUCUCCCGGGGAGGGGGAGAUAAUGCUGAAAUUUGGGGUACACCUCGGAGUAGGGAAAUGAAGCUCUGGAAAAGAGGUGCCUGAUACCAUUGGGGGGGGCUCGUCGCUGCCUUGGGUAGUCCAUCUGUGGCAGGCCGUCCUGGGGGGGCGGAAAGACCCCAUUAUUGAGGGAGGGAGCUGUCUCCUUGGGGUCUUGAUUCCAGGGCAUGCCUUGCGCAUCUUCACCUUCUCGCUGUGCAACCGGGGUGCAGCUUCCCAGCUGGGGUGCUGGAGGGUAGCCUGCUGGGGACCCCCUUCCACAGGCACCCCUCAAAAGCUUGCACAGUUUUGGGGGGGUCUUCCUGCUGGACUUCAGACCUUCUGGAACUUCGCUUGGGCACCAUGGCAGCCAAGUGGUUCAAAGAAUUCCCGGGCAACCUCAAAACCGUCUCGGAGCGCCCCAAACCCAGCGCCGGACAUCAUCUGAACAAGCCGGGCAGCGUCUCCCGAAAAAGUUUAGGAUCGCCCGAGGCCGGCCUGGCAUCUCUGCCCGGGAAGAACCGGAAGAACUCGGCCACCGAGCUGGGCGGCACCAAAACUCCGCUGGCACCGGGCAAAGAUGGCACCGGUAGCCGUUUAUCCCGGGACAAUCUCCAGGGCCUUUUGCAAGCCGCUGCAGGGAAAAUGCGCAAGAAUUCGCGGGUGGAUGGGGCCCUUCCGGAAGACCCCAGCUGGGGCCCCCCCAAAGGCAACUCCAGUUGUGGGGGCUACAUCAACCGUCUAAUCAAAGUCAACGCCCAGGAGAAAAAUGCCAAAAACUUUCCAGGAUCUGCUCCCAAUCCCAAACCGGUCCCGCCAGCCGAAGCGGAGAAGCCCAAGCAAGAAACGGUCAAGGUGAUCAUUCUGGAGGAUUACGCCGAUCCCUACGACGCGAAACAGACCAAGGGACAGCGGGACGCUGAGCGCUUGGAAGAGAAUGACGGCUACAUGGAGCCUUACGACGCGCAGCAGAUGAUAACUGAAAUCCGUCGGCGGGGGUCCAAAGACCCCUUUGGGGGGAAAGCCAUCCUACUUCUGGACGAACCAGCAGCCAAGGGAGACCCGGGGGUCAAAGCCCCCGCCUCAAAACCCCUGCAGCUUUACGACACCCCUUACGAGCCGGCUGAGACGGGGUCCAAGUUCGAGACGCGCCCCCCUCCGAGCGACGAACGGCCGCCGGCCGAGUACGAACAGCCCUGGGAAUGGAAGAAAGAGCAGAUUGUUAAAGUUCUCUCAGUGCAGUUUGAGGGUUCGGAGAAAGUCCUGACUGCGGCUGAGACGGUCGUCUCGCCACCCCAGCACCAACCUUGCCCGAAAAACUGGCCGUCAAUGAUGGUUAAGUUUUCCCCGGGGAUGGAACCGGGCCUGGACGGAGAGCGGGUGGAUUCUGCCCUCAUCUUGGAGAAACAACCGUGGUUUCACGGCUCCAUCACCCGAGCCGAGGCGGAAAGCCGGCUGCAGCCGUGUCCAGAGGCCGGCUACCUGGUCCGCACCAGCGAGGUGGGCCCCACCAAAUACUCCAUCGCCCUCAAGACAAGCCAUCAUCGUGGCCCAAACGAAGGAUCACAAAUACACUCUGGACCAGGCGGGCGGCCUCUUUGACACCGUCCCCGAAGUGGUGGGCUACUAUUCCACCGCAAAGCUGCCCUUCAAAGGGGCAGAACAUAUGACUCUACGUUUUCCCGUCUCUGUUCCGAGGAAGAUUCUCUAAAGAUCCCAGUUUAGACCAGUUUGGGAACGGUGUGCCAAGGGGAAAUGCGCUGGAGACUGGAGAGCCACCUCGCCAAACUUCGCUUCGCCCGGGGACGUCAAUCCCAUCUUUUCUCUUCGUUCUCUGGCAAAUUUAUUCCCGCGCCUCCUGAUGUGAUUUGACAGGACUUUUCCCAUCCUGAAAUAUUGCUAAGUUUGGGGGUGGGGGGGCAUAGAGCAGGGGGGCAGCCCCCCCCCCAUUUUGCUGGACGCUGAAUUGACGGGAAGGGAUGGGGCUGAACACAGCCUUGAUUGGCAGCUGCUCAGAACCGUCAUCGCUGCUUAAUUUGAGCCAGAUUCUCUUCUUGAACAAGGUAUUGUUGAGAAGACAGCCAGUGGAGUUUGGAGAAUCCCAGCAACUCCCAGUCCCCACCAUUAAAGGCCAAGCGGAUUCGCGUAGGCUAAACUGGGAGGCUUCUAUUUUAUUUUGUUUUUCCUGAAACGGUUUUCGUAGGAUCCGGUGGGGAGGCUGGUCUCUUCGCCGCUUCUCCCAAAAUCAAAUAAAAACGCUCAAAAGA